Epithele typhae is the source of this 555-nucleotide messenger RNA. RefSeq names its product ribosomal protein S12. The record is from RefSeq and is a predicted model, not a curated record. Gene Ontology annotation, biological process: translation. Gene Ontology annotation, cellular component: ribosome; small ribosomal subunit. The transcript has 2 exons. The coding region runs from base 1 to 555 and encodes 184 amino acids. Gene Ontology annotation, molecular function: structural constituent of ribosome. NCBI's taxonomy places the organism in Eukaryota, Fungi, Basidiomycota, Agaricomycetes, Polyporales, Epitheliaceae.
AUGCUGUCUGUACUGCGAUUGACGGCCCAGGCGGCCAGGACGAGGUCCACACAGUCUGUGGUGCCUUGUGCCCGCUCGCUCGCCCUCACCCAUGGCCCCACACGCACCAGCACUUGCACUUCUCUCUUCACUGCCCGUUCCUUCCACGCAUCCGCCCCAGCCAUGAGGACCCUGAAUCAGUCUAUGCGCAACACGUACAAGAAGCCGGCGCGGGAAACAAAGGCUGCCGCUCUCGAGGGCUGUCCACAGCGCAAAGGCGUUGUCAGCCAGGUCGUGAUCGCGAAACCGAAGAAACCCAACUCAGCCAAGCGUAAAGUCGCGAGGGUGAAGCUUUCGAACGGGAAGACUGUACAGGCGUACAUUCCUGGAGAGGGCCACAACCUCCAGGACCACAGCGUUGUGUUGAUCAGGGGCGGGCGUACACAAGAUUUGCCUGGUGUUCGCUACAAGGUGGUGCGUGGUGCGCUCGACUUCGGGCCCGUCGUGGGCAGGACAACGUCGCGGAGCAAGUAUGGAGGUGCGUGCUCUAAUUUUUUCAUACCCGCGGUGAACUGA